CACACCCACCGCCCUCUCACCUGCUCCUCUCACCUCCUCACCUCAACCCACCACGACCAUGAGCUGCUCUGGCUGUUCCGGAGGCUGUGGCUCCAGCUGUGGGGGCUGUGGCUCCAGCUGCUGUGUGCCCGUGUGCUGCUGUGUGCCAGCCUGCUCCUGCUCCAGCUGUGGCUCCAGCUGUGGGGGCUGCAAGGGGGGCUGCAAGGGCUCCUGCGGGUCCUGUGGGUCCUGUGGGGGCUCCUGUGGGUCCUGUGGGGGCUGCAAGGGCUCCUGUGGGUCCUGUGGGGGAUCCUGUGGGGGCUGCAAGGGCUCCUGUGGCUGUCAGUCCAGCUGCUGUAAGCCCUGCAGUUGUCAGUCCAGCUGCUGUAAGCCCUGCUGCUGUGAGUCCAGCUGCUGUAAACCCUGCUGCUGUCAGUCCAGCUGCUGUAAGCCCUGCAGCUGUCAGUCCAGCUGCUGUAAGCCCUGCUGCUGUGAGUCCAGCUGCUGUAAGCCCUGCUGCUGUCAGUCCAGCUGCUGUAAGCCCUGCUGCUGUCAGUCCAGCUGCUGUCAGCCCUGCUGCUGUGAGUCCAGCUGCUGUAAGCCCUGCUGCGUCCCCGUGUGCUGCCAGUACCUGUGCGUGGAGCGGCCGCUGCCAGAGGCCACGCGGGACAGAGAAGGCGUCCGAGCCCCGUGGCAGCCGCUGGCCGGCUUCCCAGGGCACGGAGAGCCACAUUUAGAGGCCGACAGAGUGGCUCUUCCCUCAGCCAGGGGGCAUGAGGAAACAGAGGCACAAACACCUGCCAGGGGAAGCAGGAAGCGGGCACGUGCCCGGCUGCCCUGCCAGGUAUAUAGAGGCCCCGCCCGCCCCCCCAGCUCCACACCCACCGCCCUCUCACCUGCUCCUCUCACCUCCUCACCUCAACCCACCACGACCAUGAGCUGCUCUGGCUGUUCCGGAGGCUGUGGCUCCAGCUGUGGGGGCUGUGGCUCCAGCUGCUGUGUGCCCGUGUGCUGCUGUGUGCCAGCCUGCUCCUGCUCCAGCUGUGGCUCCAGCUGUGGGGGCUGCAAGGGGGGCUGCAAGGGCUCCUGUGGGUCCUGUGGGGGCUGCAAGGGGGGCUGCAAGGGCUCCUGUGGAUCCUGUGGGGGCUGCAAGGGGGGCUGCAAGGGCUCCUGUGGGUCAUAUGGGGGCUGCAAGAGCUCCUGUGGGUCCUGUGGGGGCUGCAAGGGGGGCUGCAAGGGCUCCUGUGGGUCCUGUGGGGGCUGCAAGGGGGGCUGUAGCUCUUGUGGCUGUUGUGAGUCCAGCUGCUGUAAGCCCUGCUGCUGUGAGUCCAGCUGCUGUAAGCCCUGCUGCUGUCAGUCCAGCUGCUGCCAGCCCUGCUGCUGUGAGUCCAGCUGCUGUAAGCCCUGCAGCUGUGAGUCCAGCUGCUGUAAGCCCUGCUGCUGUGAGUCCAGCUGCUGUAAGCCCUGCUGCUGUCAGUCCAGCUGCUGUAAGCCCUGCUGCUGUCAGUCCAGCUGUUGUAAGCCCUGCUGCUGUCAGUCCAGCUGCUGCCAGCCCUGCUGCUGUGAGUCCAGCUGCUGUAAGCCCUGCUGCGUCCCCGUGUGCUGCCAGUGCAAGAUCUGAGCCUUGUUCAGCCCCGUCAGCUCUCCCAGCUGCACCCUGUGCCAGUCUGCCCUGCUCCUCUUGCCUCUUCCGGUUUCCUGUCUUCCUGUCCCCUUUUGUCUCACAGUGUCCAGGACACACAGCUCAGCUGUGUGCCACCCUCCUACCUGAGGCUCUGAGAUGGUUACCCAUGAUGCCGCCCAGUGCCCCACAGUCCUCAGAUGAACGAGCACAGCUGGCCUGUGGCUCUGAGGGCCUGUCUCUGCCGAGUGCGGGCCUGGCCCCUGUCUGCGUCCACGGUGGCCUUGAGGGUGAGCUGGUUUCUGCUGGGCUCAGAAGGCGCCCUGCCCUGCCCUGCUCUGCCCUGCCCUGCCCUGCCCCACCCCUGCCCUGCCCUGAAUCUGCCCUGCCCUGAAUCUGCCCUGCCCUGCACUGCCCUGAAUCUGCCCUGCCCUGCACUGCCCUGAAUCUGCCCUGCCCUGCCCUGCCCUGAAUCUGCCCUGCC
Molecule: messenger RNA, 2084 nt
Organism: Erinaceus europaeus (western European hedgehog)
Lineage: Eukaryota; Metazoa; Chordata; Mammalia; Eulipotyphla; Erinaceidae
Product: keratin-associated protein 10-4-like
Exons: 4
Coding region: 59-1600 (513 amino acids)
Source: RefSeq, a predicted model, not a curated record